AUGCAUUUUUUUCAACCCAUUGCUUUAAUUUUAAUAUUUGUAAUUCUUUUCUUUGAUAUUUGUGAAUCUGAUGAUUGUAGCAAUCCCUUGAAGACUAUUACUGUUAGUCAAUCUGGCAAAGAAAAUUUCAAAACAAUUCAAAGUGCCAUUGAUUCUGUCCCUGCAGGAAACUCUCAAUGGAUUCAUAUUCAAAUUUCAUCUGGUGUUUACAAAGAGCAAAUAUAUAUUCCAGAGAACAAACCAUGCAUUUAUCUUGAAGGAGUUAGCAGGCAAACCACAAGUAUAGAAUGGAGUAUACAUGAGAAUGCUACUUUCGAUACAAGAGCAAAUAAUACAGUUCUAAAGGGCAUUACUAUCGCGAAUACAUUGAACAACCCAGUAGUAGAGGCGAAUGGCAUCACACAAGGCGUGGCGGCUAGAAUCCAUGCAGAUAAAUGUGUUUUCUAUAGUUGUGGUUUUCUUGGAGUGCAAGAUACUCUAUUUUCUGACAUUGGUCGCCAUUACUUCAAACAAUGUUUCAUCCAAGGUGGUGUGGAUUUCAUAUACGGGAAUGGUCAAUCAAUCUUUGAGGAUAGUAAUAUAUAUUUUUCGAUGGGGAAAAAUGGUCCGAAAAGCGAAGGAGUUAUUACAGCGCAUUAUAGAAAUUCGUCAAAUGAUCCAAGUGGAUUUGUGUUUAAUAGAUGUAAAAUAAGUGGUUCAUCAGGAGGAAAGUUUCAACUUGGAAGGUCUAUGAAACCUUAUGCAAGAGUGAUCAUAGCAAAUUCUUUCUUAUCAGAUGGUGUUAAACCUGAGGGUUGGAGUCCUAGAUUGUGUGUUGGUCAAGAAGCUAAGAUUACUUUUGUGGAGGAGAAAUGCUCUGGAGAUGGAUCAAACAAAUCGCAGCGUGUGAAAUGGAUGAAGAGCUUGAGUGAAGCUGAACUUAAUAAAUUCUUGAGUCCCUCUUUUAUUGAUCAAGAAGGAUGGAUUUCCAAAUUGCCGACCAACAUAUUCAAUUGA
This is a messenger RNA of Vicia villosa (hairy vetch), 996 nucleotides long. RefSeq names its product probable pectinesterase 55. NCBI's taxonomy places the organism in Eukaryota, Viridiplantae, Streptophyta, Magnoliopsida, Fabales, Fabaceae. The coding region runs from base 1 to 996 and encodes 331 amino acids. Gene Ontology annotation, molecular function: pectinesterase activity. The record is from RefSeq and is a predicted model, not a curated record. Gene Ontology annotation, biological process: cell wall modification. The transcript is spliced from 5 exons.